GGAGGUGGGGCCGGCAAAAUGAAAAGUGAAACCAAGUGGACACUGCUCCCAGCAUAAAAGAGCAGCCAAACCAGACAGAGGCAGUCACCACACCUCAUCAGCCCCUGCAGGUGCUGACAGGAAGAACAAGCUCAGCCAAUCAGCCUUCAGAGAGACAAAGAGACGACCUCGCAAGCUAAGCAACCAGACAUGGCUCCGUGGGGUGACCCCAAGCUCUUCUUCUGCACCCUCUUCAUCACCUGCUGCUGCUGCACAGUGACACUGGCUCAGAUACCCAUGGACUGCUGCUUGAGUGUCGGUCACAAAACAAUUGAUAAAUCUAAAGUGGCAGACUAUCGUCGACAGAUCAGCGGACAUGGCUGCUCUAUUGAUGCCAUGAUUUUAAUGACCAGACGUGGCAUGAAACUCUGUGUGCCCGCUGACAAACCAUGGAUCCAAGAGGUGGUGAAGCAUGUGGACACCUUGAAGAUUAUAUGCAAGAAAUACCACUACAAGGGCAAACGCUGCGUUGGAGUGAAGCCUGAGUAAAAGAGAGGGCGACCCCUUCAGCAACAACAGCAGCAGCAGCAGAGCCGGAGUGAACCACUGCAAGUCAGCGGGGAGAAGGGAUGGAUCAAACCAAUGAAUAAACAAAAAAUUCAUGGGGAAUCCUAGGACUACAGAGCGCUUUUUUCUGUAUUUUCUAAAAUUACGUUUGAGACACAAUGAACAUAAAACGUUUUGAAGGAUUUUUAUAUGUACAUAUAUUUUUUAAAUGAUAUUUCUGUUUUAGAAGACCAGGAUUUCUGGAAGAAAUAUAAGAGUAUAAAAUGUGAAAGCUGUAAGAGUAAGUAGCUAACUAAACUAACUCUGAACUACUCCGGCAGGGGCAGGAUGUUUGUUGUAUGAAUUUAUUUGAUUGUUGACUUUCUUCAAAAUAAAGCCAUGUUUUUUUCAAAUCC
This is a messenger RNA of Etheostoma cragini (Arkansas darter), 941 nucleotides long. Its product is annotated as C-C motif chemokine 19-like. NCBI's taxonomy places the organism in Eukaryota, Metazoa, Chordata, Actinopteri, Perciformes, Percidae. Gene Ontology annotation, cellular component: extracellular region. Gene Ontology annotation, molecular function: CCR chemokine receptor binding; chemokine activity. The transcript has 4 exons. The record is from RefSeq and is a predicted model, not a curated record. Gene Ontology annotation, biological process: chemokine-mediated signaling pathway; cellular response to type II interferon; positive regulation of GTPase activity. Bases 190 to 528 code for a protein of 112 amino acids.